CUCAAUGGCUGCGACUGUGAGAGACGCCUCUCCCACCUCCUCCUCUGUGGAGGACGAGCCCCGGCAGGAGGGCAGUCCCAGUGCUGAAUCUUUAGACAGACUCCUCCCGCCUGUGGGCACGGGCCGAUCACCACGGAAACGGACUACUAGCCAGUGCAAAUCAGAGCCACCCCUAUUGCGGACCAGCAAAAGGACAAUCUACACAGCGGGCCGCCCUCCCUGGUACAAUGAACAUGGGACCCAAUCGAAGGAGGCUUUUGUCAUUGGCCUGGGUGGAGGAACCGCCUCUGGAAAAACCACCGUGGCCAGAAUGAUUAUAGAAGCUCUGGAUGUUCCCUGGGUGGUCCUGCUAUCCAUGGACUCUUUCUACAAGGUGCUUACAAAGCAGCAACAGGAGCAGGCAGCCAGCAAUGACUUCAACUUUGAUCAUCCUGAUGCCUUUGACUUUGACCUGAUCAUCGCCACCCUCAAGAAACUGAAGCAGGGCAAGAGUGUGAAAAUUCCCAUUUACGACUUCACCACACACAGCAGAAAAAAAGAAUGGAAAACUCUGUAUGGGGCCAACGUGAUUAUUUUUGAGGGGAUCAUGGCAUUUUCAGAUAAGGAACUCUUGAAGCUUUUAGACAUGAAGAUCUUCGUGGACACUGAUUCAGACAUCCGCCUGGUCCGACGCCUUCGCCGGGACAUCAGUGAGCGGGGGAGGGACAUCGAAGGUGUCAUCAAGCAGUACAACAAGUUUGUCAAGCCAGCCUUUGAUCAGUACAUCCAGCCCACCAUGCGGCUUGCUGACAUUGUUGUCCCACGAGGAAGUGGAAACACAGUCGCCAUUGAUCUAAUUGUGCAGCAUGUUCACAGCCAGCUGGAAGAGAGGAAGCUACGCUGGGAUAUGGCAGCCCUGGCCUCGGCUCACCAGUGCCAUCCUCUCCCAAGGACACUUAGCGUGUUGAAGAGCACUCCCCAAGUGAGGGGGAUGCACACCAUCAUCAGGGACAAAGAAACCAGUCGAGAUGAAUUCAUUUUCUAUUCCAAGAGGCUCAUGAGAUUACUCAUCGAGCACGCUCUCUCUUUCCUGCCAUUCCAGGGCUGCACCGUCAAGACCCCUCAGGGACAGGACUAUGAAGGACGAUCUUAUGCUGGGAAGCAAAUCACUGGCGUGUCCAUCCUGAGAGCCGGGGAGACCAUGGAGCCGGCACUCCGGGCGGUUUGCAAAGAUGUCCGAAUUGGCACCAUCCUCAUCCAGACCAAUCAGCUCACAGGAGAGCCAGAGCUUCACUACCUGAGGCUCCCCAAGGAUAUUAGCGAAGAUCACGUCAUCUUGAUGGACUGUACUGUCUCCACGGGCGCUGCGGCAAUGAUGGCUGUCAGAGUGCUUCUGGAUCACGAUGUCCCCGAAGACAAAAUCUUCCUGCUCUCCCUGCUGAUGGCCGAGAUGGGCGUCCAUUCUGUAGCCUACGCCUUCCCGCAGGUCAAGAUCAUCACCACCGCCGUGGACAAGAAAGUUAACGAUCUCUUCCGGAUCAUCCCCGGCAUCGGAAACUUUGGAGACCGCUACUUCGGGACAGACGCGCCUCCUGACUGGAGCGAUGAAGAGGAGCCGGUUGGCACUUAGCUCCAACCAGCCUGGAGGAAGACUGCCCGCGACUGGGGCUGCCCCGGACUCUAGCUGCCUAGUCGCAGAGCUGAACGUGCACAGCAAGAGCCAGGGCUACCUAAGUUGGAGAGAGAUUGUGUUAUUUGGGCCCCGGUGUGGUUUUAGAAAGAGAUUAGUUUAUUCUAAUUUAAAUUUUGGCCAGUGUAACUUUAUUCAAAUGUUUUAUAUAAAAAAUAAAGUUUUAACCAGAUCA
Molecule: messenger RNA, 1844 nt
Organism: Tachyglossus aculeatus (Australian echidna)
Lineage: Eukaryota; Metazoa; Chordata; Mammalia; Monotremata; Tachyglossidae
Gene: UCKL1
Product: uridine-cytidine kinase 1 like 1
Exons: 15
Coding region: 5-1609 (534 amino acids)
Cellular component (GO): cytoplasm
Molecular function (GO): kinase activity; ATP binding
Source: RefSeq, a predicted model, not a curated record